Messenger RNA from Brienomyrus brachyistius, 4174 nucleotides. Its product is annotated as sodium/hydrogen exchanger 1-like. The transcript is spliced from 12 exons. Lineage: Eukaryota; Metazoa; Chordata; Actinopteri; Osteoglossiformes; Mormyridae. The record is from RefSeq and is a predicted model, not a curated record. The coding region runs from base 306 to 2336 and encodes 676 amino acids. Gene Ontology annotation, molecular function: sodium:proton antiporter activity. Gene Ontology annotation, cellular component: membrane. Gene Ontology annotation, biological process: sodium ion transport; regulation of pH; proton transmembrane transport.
GAUAGAGUCCGCGAAGGACAGUCAUGGAAACAUACCCCCAACGUGCUAGAGUCUUUAUAGGGAUGUAGUUUUUGCAACAAAAUAAUUUUCCUUUCAAUUUUCUAAGAGUGUAUUGUAAGUAUUUAUAAAUUGGUUAACUGAUCAAUUAUAGCGGCAUGCUGUUUUGUAUAUGUACGGGUGAAGUAUUGUGCUGGUCGCCCGCACUUGCACAGUUAUUGAAGAAUGCGUUUUAAGAGCUAGUCUGGGUGCCUAAAUUUGGAUAUACUUAUAUACGAGUUUCAAGGACAGUUUGUAAUCUCGGAAGUAUGUGUCGGUGGCAGUGGGACGUGGGAUUAGUAAUGCUUAUUGUGAUGAGUAACGCACUGCCAGCUUGCGAUGGUGGCACCGCGGCCGUUGCCCUGAAUGGGACACAGAGGCAGUGGAAUGGGACCGAAAGGACACCUUUCCAACAUGAUCAUGCCAAUAACAGCAAAAAGACUUUCCCUGUCCUCGGUUUCAAUUACGACCACGUUCGGACACACUUCCAGAUCUCACUCUGGAUCCUGCUGGCUUUCCUGAUGAAACUUGGGCUCCAGCUGAUCCCACGGCUGUCCUGCAUCGUGCCCGAGAGCUGCCUGCUUAUUGUAGUGGGGCUCUUUGUGGGUCUGGUUAUCCAGGUGGUGGGGGAGGAGCCUCCAGUGCUGGAUUCAGAGUUCUUCUUCCUGUGCCUGCUGCCGCCCAUCAUCCUGGACGCCGGGUAUUUCCUGCCCUUGCGGCCCUUCAUGGAGAACCUGGGCACCAUCCUGAUGUUUGCGGUGCUGGGCACCCUGUGGAACGCCUUCUUCGUGGGCGGGAUCUUGUAUGGCGUGUGCCGGUUGGACAGUGCGCACCUGGCCGGCGUGGACCUGCUGGCUUGCCUGCUCUUCGGCUCCAUGGUGUCGGCCGUGGACCCCGUGGCCGUGCUGGCCGUGUUCGAGGAGAUUCACAUCAACGAGCUUCUGUUCGUCCUGGUGUUCGGGGAAUCGCUGCUGAAUGACGCAGUAACCGUGGUUCUGUACCACCUUCUUGAGGAGUAUGCGGGUGUGGGUUCUGUCAGCGCGCAGGAUGUAGGCCUAGGCGUGCUCAGCUUCCUGGUGGUGUCACUGGGAGGGGUUCUGGUCGGCGUCAUUUUUGCCGUCAUGGCGGCCUUCACCUCCCGCUUCACCCUGCACAACCGCGUCAUCGAGCCGCUCUUCGUCUUCCUAUACAGCUACAUGGCCUACCUUUCUGCGGAGGUCUUCCAUCUGAGCGGCAUCAUGGCGCUGAUUGCGUGCGGGGCAACCAUGCACCCAUACGUAGAAGCCAACGUGUCUCACAAGUCUCACACCACCAUCAAGUACUUCCUGAAGAUGUGGAGCAGUGUGAGUGAGACCCUUAUCUUCAUCUUCCUCGGUGUGUCCACGGUGGCCGGACCACACCUGUGGAACUGGACCUUCGUCACCGUCACCAUCCUCCUCUGUCUCGUGUCCCGUGUGCUAGGUGUGGUUGGCCUGACUUUCAUCAUCAAUAAGUUUCGCGUGAUCAAGCUGACCACCAAGGACCAGUUUAUCGUGGCGUACGGUGGCCUGAGGGGGGCAAUCGCCUUCUCCCUGGGCUUCCUGCUUGAGAAGGAGCACUUUCCAAUGAGGAACCUUUUCCUGACUGCCAUCAUCACACUGAUCUUUUUCACGGUGUUUGUGCAGGGCAUGACCAUUCGGCCGCUUGUAGACCUUCUGGCAGUGAAGCGGAAACAAGACUCGAAGCAUUCCAUCAACGAGGAGAUCCACACCCAGGUUCUGGAUCACCUGCUAACAGGUGUCGCACAUGUCUGUGGACAUUACGGCCAUCACCACUGGAGGGACAAAUUAACCCGCUUGGAUAAGCAGUAUGUGAAGAAGUGGCUGAUUGCAGGUCAGCGGUCCGAGGAGCCCCAGCUUAUCGCCUUCUACAGAACGCUGGCCGUAAACCAAGCUUUGGAGCUGCUGGAGAGUGGAGGUGAAAUGCUGCCCUCUGCUGGCCCGUCCACAAACUCCUUGCAGACCUUGAAGUCAAAGACCCAAGAGAAUGACCAGUCAUUGGCAAGGAUCUCAAAAGAUCGGAAGGAGGAGAUUAGAAGAAUCCUGCGUACGAACCUGCAAAGUACAGAGCAGAAGCUUCACUCCUACAGCCAACACACCCAGGAUGAAGCCUGGACUUUGCGAGUCCUCCACCGGAAGCAGGCAGAGAUGGGGAGAAAGAUGAGCAUCUUCCUUGCCGAUGCAGCCAAGCUGCAGGUCUCCCCUGUGCAGCACAGAUCAAGGCUGGCCUCAGCUCCCCAGAUCUACAACUCUCGCCCCUGAACAGUCAUUCCUCAGAGGAAGUUGCGAUGUCAGCCUGGGCCCCUGCCUCCACAGAGCCGGUUCUGAUGUUCCCUCAGUUCACCCCCCCCCCCCCCACCCCGUGAGAAGGUUUCCAGCAGAGAGACACUGAAAAAGGCUGCCGUUCUGAUCCAGGGCCCAGCACUGGGGGGUCAUCAGGAGCUGCACUGACAAAAACAAGUUUGAAUUACAACAAAAGAUUGUCUCAAACAGAAAGCCACAUGUCAAAGACGGCGUCUAAAAGCAGUUGUAUUGUAUUCCUCCAUUCCAAAUGCAGUUAAUCUUUGACAUUUUGGUUGACCAAGUGUGGACUAAUAGAGUGCAGGUAAAUAUUGGCUGCCAGGCCACAAGAAUGUGCACCGUGAGUUACUUAGCACGCGCUGGGUCCCGAGAACGUGCACCGUGAGUCACUGAGCACGCGCUUGGUCCCGAGAACGUGCACCGUGAGUCACUGAGCACGCGCUUGGUCCCGAGAACGUGCACCGUGAGUCACUGAGCACGCGCUUGGUCCCGAGAACGUGCACCGUGAGUCACUGAGCACGCGCUUGGUCCCGGGAACGUGCACCGUGAGUCACUGAGCACGCGCUUGGUCCCGGGAACGUGCACCGUGAGUCACUGAGCAUGCGCUGGGCCCCAAGCGGGGGCUUCAUGUCAGCUCCAGGACCUCUGCCUCAGCAGGCUGCACUCUGCCACCUCACACGCAACACCAAAUAGAAUUACACUUAAAAUGUUUUUGAGUUAAACUUCGGAGCCAAAUUGGGGCCCUAAGCAGAAUUUUAUUUUGAGGGCCCCCCAUUACAAAAUGCAGUUAACAAGACAUUCAAUAAAUGAUAAUCAGGGCCGCUGGAAAACUUAAUCUCCAGCCCACAUCUAGACAGAAUGAUCCUCUCUUCUGCCUCAUGAUUAGCAGGGUAGCUGUUGGGAUGUUUAUGUCACAAAGUUUUUCUUUUUUAUUUCAACAACAAACCCACCUUCACAUGAAUCACGAUUCUCCUCUUGUUUUGACUUUUCUUUCUUUUGCUGGUUCCCGGUUCAUAUUGCCGUUUGGAGGCCAUCUCUCCACCUGCAUGGAUCCAACUGCCUGUCGGCGCAUUUCACCGCUGAUUGGUCAGAUGCUGCCUGCUGUCAAUCAUUGCGGCAACGUCUGCAGUGUCAGAUUACUCAUCUCUUUUUUUUUCUCUCCUGCCUUGGGCUGACUUGAUGCUCUAUGCGUGCCUCACGGCAGCGAUGCGCAUUUGCAGACAAUGCAUCCCCUUGCAGAAAAUGGGGGCUCCCCAUGGAUCGUGGGGCCCUACGCACAGCGUGUGUUCUGCGUGUAGGGAGGGACGGCACUGAAUAAAUGCAUAUAUUUCUUUAUUUGUAUUUUAAAAGUUGGUUGACUUUAUUUUUUUACAUGCAUUCACCAAAAUUAGUACAUUUUGCUUAUCUGAUUUUUGGGGUAAAACUGUGCCACACAUGCAUAGAAAAAUCCACUUUUUGGCCACUAAAAUAGAUGAGGUUACCUUCUGGAUCAUUAAACUCAUCUGAUAGCCAUAUAAAGUUUGAUGCUUUAGAACAUAAUGCAUUGUUGCAUGUUUAGCUAAUGAAUAGUGUAUUAGCACUGUCAGUGUGCUGCCCCUCCUCGUGUAAUGGUGGUGCAGGACUCCGUGCUUUCAUAACCUUUUUUAUAACAUUUUUUGGUCUUUAAUGGUUAAUAAAUGAUACCUCACCAUGUAGUUUACAUGUAUUUAUUGACUGAAUCAAACCCAUUAUUGUCCUGCAUUAACUUGAAACAUCUACUUUGAUAAUGUUAUGUAUUAAAAUGAUUUAUCAGUCUUGAA